Molecule: messenger RNA, 1827 nt
Organism: Carcharodon carcharias (great white shark)
Lineage: Eukaryota; Metazoa; Chordata; Chondrichthyes; Lamniformes; Lamnidae
Product: inositol-trisphosphate 3-kinase B-like
Exons: 7
Coding region: 398-1576 (392 amino acids)
Biological process (GO): inositol phosphate biosynthetic process
Cellular component (GO): cytoplasm; nucleus
Molecular function (GO): inositol-1,4,5-trisphosphate 3-kinase activity; inositol tetrakisphosphate kinase activity
Source: RefSeq, a predicted model, not a curated record
AAGCAAGCAGCGUUGGUGGAGGAAGACACGCCGGGAGCUGCAUCAUCGGGUGUCUUCCUGCCUCUUGACACAGAGCCAGGAGGCAGGACCCGCUCGCCGAAGCCUCUGCACCAGAAGGUGCCUGGAAGGGGCGAGGGGAUCAGUUUAGCUCGUGUGCUCUCUCCAAGACUCAGAUACAGUCGGGAUCUCAGCAUGAGAGUUCCUCACAGAGGUGGAUGGACAGCAAGCAGAAGCUGAAGGCACUCAGAUCUUCUCUCCUGGACUCUCCCGCACAGUAGACCGUUGCAAUGGUCUCACCCCGCCACUCUUAACUCUGGUCGCCGGCAAACUUUUCCUUUCAUACGUUGCUCCCUUCCCUCAAGCCUUUGCAAUAUUCCGGGCCGGGAGCUCCGCGGCCAUGGAUGAAGCUUGGACCUCCGGGGCUCUGCCAGGAACGGGGCAGAGGGCCUUGGGCGGCGCCGGCAAGGGUCCCGGGGAGUGGAGGAGGCCGGCGGGCUCCCAGGACCUGACCGAGAAGUGCCGGGUCAGCUCGGACCUGAGGACGUCCACCUCCUCCACCUCGUCCCUCAACUGCUCGUCCCCCGAGUCGGAGGACGAUGUGUUCAGCGACGAGGGCCAGAGUGACAAGGACAAGCCAGGAAAGAGGGGACUGCUGCGGAAGACUAAAUCGUGGAAGACCUUUUUCACUGUGGUGCACUGGACCCGCCGAAGACCAAACUCAUGGGUCCAACUCGCAGGGCAUGAAGGUCACUUCCGCCCCAGCGAAGCCGGCUACAUCCUGAAGAAAUUCAGCGUGAACGAGAGCCGGUGCCUGGAGCGGCUCAUGGACGACGUUCUCAAGCCCUACGUGCCAGCGUACUACGGAGUGGUGGAGAAGGACGGCGAGCAGUUCAUUCAGAUGGAGGAUCUCCUGAUGGGGCUCAGCCUGCCCUGCAUCAUGGACUGCAAAAUGGGCACACGGACCUACCUGGAAGAGGAAGUGGCAAGUUCCAGGCAGAAGAUCAGCCUCCGCAAGGACCUGUACCAGAAGAUGAGCAAGGUGGACCCGAAAGCCCCCACCGAGGAGGAGCACAGCCUGGCCGGGGUGACCAAAGUACGCUACAUGCAGUGGAGGGAGACCAUGAGCUCCACAGCCAGUCUUGGCUUCCGCAUAGAAGGAAUAACGAUGGAUAACGGAGCGGUCCAUAAAGACUUCAAGCACACAAAAGCCAGGGAACAGAUCAUCACAACUCUGGUCCGCUUCACUGAAGGCCACCUGGAUAUCCUGGAAGGCUACUUGAAUCGGUUACAAGCUAUCAAGGAGGCAUUACAGCAGUCUCAAUUUUUCAAGUCUCAUGAGCUUAUUGGCAGCUCCCUGCUGUUCAUCCACGAGAAGAAAGGACGGGUCAACAUCUGGAUGAUCGAUUUUGGGAAGACGACGGGCCUGCCGGAGGGCCAGACCUUGCAACACAACCUGGCCUGGGAGGAGGGGAACCGGGAGGAUGGUUACCUGCUAGGACUCGACAACCUGCUUGGCCUCUUCUCCGAAAUUGUGGCCAGGCAAGCCACCCCGACUGAACCAAGUGGCCAGGACUAGGAGAGGUCGUUGGCCCAAGUAGGGAGGGGCAGUUUCAACCUAGCAGACACCAGGUGAAUCAUUUCAUGGCCACAUGUUGAAUGCUAUGGAGGGAGAUUACCUGAUUGGUCUCUGCCAGCGUAUCUAACAGAAUAAAGCUGCCUCUACACUGUCCCCAUCAAACACUCCCAGGGCAGGUAUAGCACGGGGUUAGAUACAGAGUAAAGCUCCCUCUUUACCGCCCCCAUCAAACACUCCCAGGACAAGUACAG